Molecule: messenger RNA, 1102 nt
Organism: Chenopodium quinoa (quinoa)
Lineage: Eukaryota; Viridiplantae; Streptophyta; Magnoliopsida; Caryophyllales; Amaranthaceae
Product: ubiquitin-conjugating enzyme E2-23 kDa-like
Exons: 8
Coding region: 175-741 (188 amino acids)
Biological process (GO): protein polyubiquitination; ubiquitin-dependent protein catabolic process
Cellular component (GO): nucleus
Molecular function (GO): ubiquitin conjugating enzyme activity
Source: RefSeq, a predicted model, not a curated record
AAUGAUCACACGUUAGUAAUUUAGUAUGUCACCACGGGGCACUUUCUUGUGUAGUAGAAUUUGUCAAAGAUAUUUCUCUCAUUUUGUCUGAAUAACAUUUCUUCAUUACUUUUCUCUCUAACUGAUUGUGCAAUCUUCUGGGUUUGGGUUCAAGCGUUGUGCCAAGAUUUUAUCAUGUCUUCACCAAGCAAGAGACUAGAGUCGGAUUUUAUGAGAAUGUUAAUGAGUGAUUUCACUGUGGAGACGAUAAAUGAUGCAGUCAAUGAAUUCAAUGUGGUGUUUCAUGGUCCAAAAGAAAGUCCUUAUGAUGGCGGGGUGUGGAAAAUCCAUGUUAAGUUUCCGGAUUCUUAUCCUUUCAAGCCUCCUUCAAUUAGAUUCUUGAACAAAAUCUUUCAUCCAAAUAUUGAUGAGCACUCUGGCUCUGUUUGCUUGAAUGUAAUCAACCAAUCAUGGAGUCCUAUGUUUGAUCUUGUAAAUGUGUUUGAAAUGUUUCUUCCCCAGCUUCUGCUCUACCCAAAUCCUUCACAUCCCCUUAAUUCUGAAGCUGGUUACCUAAUGAUGAGGGACAAAAAGCGAUAUGAACAGAAAGUUAAAGAAUACUGCGAACAAUAUGCCAAGAAGGAGAAUAUUUUGGGCUCUUCUGUUGAAGAUGGAAGUGGUAGUGAGGAAGUCAGUGAGGAUGAAGAUUCAUCAAGUGACAAUGAAGCAGCAGGCACAGGUGAGGGGCAUGCAGAACCAUGAAAGGUGAUGAUACAUCAGACUGUCUUUUGCCUCAUCUUACUUGAAAUCUCGAAAGCAAUUGGCUGAUUUCUGAUUCUCAUGAAGAGGAGAUGAGAAAUAAAAUGUGUAUAAUGUCAAAUACUUCCCUUUUUUUUUGGCAAAUUUGUAUGAGCUAUCCUCAUGCUCUCUUUUUUAUGAUCAAUUGAUUGCUUCUUGUACAACAAUGGUUGAAUUUGCUUGCCUUGGUUUUUAAUAUUUUUGUGGAAAAACCUCAACCUGAUUAGACAUUAGGCAGGAAGUGCUUUGUAAAUAUCAGACUCUUUUAUUUAUUUGAUUGAUAAAUUUCAGUUGUAAUUAAUUGUACAUAACUAUCUUCAGAUCA